This is a messenger RNA of Ziziphus jujuba (common jujube), 1397 nucleotides long. RefSeq lists its product as uncharacterized. The record is from RefSeq and is a predicted model, not a curated record. The transcript has 5 exons. Bases 164 to 925 code for a protein of 253 amino acids. NCBI's taxonomy places the organism in Eukaryota, Viridiplantae, Streptophyta, Magnoliopsida, Rosales, Rhamnaceae.
CUUCCAAACAGGAGUUUGCCAAUGGAUUAGGCGAGACCGAAGAAAGAAGAAAGUCUCUUUGUUUUUCUCACUCUCACUCUACACUCUUCUCCACUCUCUCUCUCUCUCUCUCUCUCUCACAGCUAAAAAUAAAAAAUAAAAAAAAAUAACAAUUAUAGCAGUUAUGAAUGCAGUGCCGCUCUGUAAUUCACAGCCCAUUUUAAAAUCCCAAAUUCCGCCAUGCCCAAAUUGCUUCAGACCUUCAAUCCCUCGCACAAACCCUGCUCGCUUCCCCUGCCGUUCGUCUCUGGUAAUCGAGACCGUGGAAGGCCAAUCCCAAUCUCAAUCCCAAUCCCAAUCCCAAUCCCAAUCCCAAGUUGUUACUGAGCAAGCUGAGACUCCAUCUUCCGCUUCCGACUCCGUAUCUCGUCGUCUCAUUCUUCUUCGUCACGCUAAGAGCUCCUGGGAAGAUCGUUCUCUGCGAGAUCAUGAUCGGCCUUUGAGUAAAGCUGGAAAAGCCGACGCUAAGAAGGUUUCUCAGAAGCUUUAUCAGUUGGGUUGGAUUCCCCAACUCAUUCUGUCAAGUGACGCAUUGCGAACGAAAGAGACGCUUAAGAUAAUGCAAGAGCAAGUUCGGGAUUUCUUGGAAGCCGAGGUUCGUUAUGUUUCGAGCUUUUAUUCAAUUGCAGCAAUGGAUGGCCAAACUGCUGAGCAUCUUCAGCGUAUUAUCUGUAAAUAUUCAGGGGAUGACAUUGUUACUGUCAUGUGUAUGGGACAUAAUAGGGGUUGGGAGGAGGCAGCCUCAAUGUUUACAGGUGCCUCUGUCGAAUUGAAGGCAUGCAAUGCUGCUUUGCUAGAAACUACUGGGAAAUCUUGGGCUGAGGCAUUUGCUUUGGCAGGACUUGGUGGUUGGAAGUUGCAAGGCAUAGUAAAACCAAGUAGCUAGUUGUCAAUAAAUUUUGAGUUUUGAUUAUUAGCCCAAACCUCAAAUAAACCCUCGACAGAUCCCAAGUGCCUAAAAGAUUCAUAUGUAUGAUCUAUAAGUUUUUUCCUCCUUGUGAAACCAUGCUGUUACCUUGUCCAUUUUUGUAGUUUUUUCACAAGGGCAUAAUUGUCCAUAAUUGUCAGCGAUACCACUCUUUGACUCCAAAUUCCUUGUGCAUAAAGGUUGAAAUCUCAUGCUCAACCAUUAGAGGGGUUCAUCUGCUUUCGAUGAACUAUUUCUAAAUGUCUAACUUUCGGACCUUAGUUGAAACUUGCAAGGCCAAAAUGCUGGUGCUGAAGCUCUGAUCUACAGGGGAUGAGGUUUUACUUUUUAGGCAAUCGGUUAUCAGGAUCAUUGUUAAGUACCCGUGGUAUCUAAUUGUAGAACAAAGCUGGAUUUUAAUCUCUAAUUAUUAGUUCACUGUUUCCCGACA